AUGCCCUUCAUAGAGCUCCUUCUACCUCGGUUCCUCGCGCUCGGCGGACCUGGUGCAAUAGUCACUAUGGUGGCCGUACAACACUCUAUCCAGGCGCGUGGUUUCUCAGUUUCCAUUCGACCCGCUCGCUGGACAGGCAGAGAAGCGGAGCCUUUACCAGUAUACGGCUCCUUCAGGCAGAGAAUAAAACGAGGCUCAGACGCGCACGGAUAUGUGAUUGUAUGGGACAAAUGCACAUUCGAACUGGUCAUCACUGACACGACAGGUGGCAUCUCUUCAAUUGCAUAUGUUUUCGUGGAUGGAAAGGAAGUGUUUAGGACAUAUCUGCCAGGAACGAAACAGACGGUGGUGGUCAAGGGUGCAUAUGAAGAACGAGGCUCGAGAGUCUAUCCACUCUUCUUUCGGAGACGAACUCCCGAAGAAAGAUCUGUGCUUGGCCCGCAGGACAAAUUCGGUAUGAUAUCCAUAGUAUUCCGCGAACCUCUGCCGCCGAGCCCGCACUAUCGUCGCAAGGCCUUCCCAGUCAUGUCUCCUACCACCCAUCGGAGUCGGGAUUUCGUAGUGUGGAGGAGUCGCUUGCUGUCACCUAUCAGCUCACGAAAUGCGACGACGGAUCGCUCAGGUCGAUUUGAUGUGGAGCCCCUCGCCACACUGAAUAUACGCUACACGUCAGGACGCACUCUGUUUCAAGAAAUACUCUACCAGCCCAUGGACCUGAAUGAGAGGCAGGAGAACCAGCGCAAUCUCGGUGAAUAUGACAUUCCACCUCUCAAGCGUCGAAGACUUGAAUACAAAGAUCAGCUGCCCAUCGUCACUGAUUUAAACGCAGCAGCGAGAGUGCUUGUAGAACGGCACCUCUACCCUCCUUCAGCCGAAACGUUCUGUCCGGAAUCAGAGAAGCAGCCGGGAAUGCGCUAUGCCUUUGCUUUUAAAGAAAGCUUCGGGUCGAGCCCAACGUUCAGGGCGUCUCCGCUGAGAAAUGAACUGCGUAUGACGUCGGAUAUGUAG
Peniophora sp. CBMAI 1063 is the source of this 1008-nucleotide messenger RNA. Lineage: Eukaryota; Fungi; Basidiomycota; Agaricomycetes; Russulales; Peniophoraceae. The record is from the annotation of a GenBank genome assembly.